Messenger RNA from Polypterus senegalus (gray bichir), 2649 nucleotides. RefSeq names its product solute carrier family 25 member 45. Gene Ontology annotation, cellular component: mitochondrion. The transcript has 7 exons. NCBI's taxonomy places the organism in Eukaryota, Metazoa, Chordata, Cladistia, Polypteriformes, Polypteridae. Gene Ontology annotation, molecular function: transmembrane transporter activity. The record is from RefSeq and is a predicted model, not a curated record. Gene Ontology annotation, biological process: transmembrane transport. Bases 139 to 1008 code for a protein of 289 amino acids.
GAGGAGGAGGAGGAGGAGGCGGGGUCUUGCUCGGUUUGGCAUUAUCGCAUGUUAUCUUGAAUUUAGGACUUCGCUUGUCGGUCUUCGGGCUGCACGCCGGAUUUAUGUAGAUGCAUCUAUCUGGCCAAUUAAUGAAGAAUGCCUUUCGCUGAGUUCAUAGCAGGAUGGAUAUCUGGUGCUGUUGGUUUGGUUCUUGGACAUCCUAUGGACACCAUAAAGGUCCGCCUGCAAACACAGUACAAAUAUCAUGGAAUCAUAGACUGCAUCAAAAAGACUUAUAAAAAUGAAAGGGUUCAUGGAUUUUUCAAAGGAAUGUCCUUUCCAGUUUUUACUGUUGCAGUCUCUAACUCUGUAGCUUUUGGAACUUAUGGCAACACUUUGGACUAUUUAAGCCAAUCAUAUCCCAGUAACAGCAACUUUCCACCUUCCUUCACAGAUGCUUUUCUUGCUGGUUGCUUUGCUGGAGCAACUCAGCUUUUAGUGUCUGCACCAGUUGACCUGGUAAAGGUUCGUCUCCAAAACCAGACACACCCUCAUCAAUCUGUACAUACAGCAUGUGUUACUUCAAAGUACAGAGGUCCGGUUCACUGUGCAGCCACCAUACUGCAACAAGAGGGCAUUCAGGGGCUGUACAGAGGGCUUGGUGCUUUAGCCCUACGAGAUAUCCCUUGCUUUGGCCUCUAUUUUCUGCCUUAUGAACUUAUCUGUUAUGGUAUGACUGAGGCAGGCCAACAACCAGGUACCCUGGCAGUUCUGGUCGCUGGAGGCUGUGCUGGGGUGAUCACAUGGGCUUGUGCUACACCAAUGGAUGUAAUAAAGGCCCGCCUUCAAAUGGAUGGCCUUGAGGGCUGUCGGUACAGAGGCAUUCUGCACUGUGUGACAGACAGCAUACGGACUGAGGGAUUUUCUGUGCUUUUUCGAGGACUACUGCUUAACAGUGUGAGAGCCUUCCCUGUCAAUGCAGUUACGUUCCUCAGUUAUGAGACCCUUUUAGAAAUUAUAAAGUAAAAAAAUUACAUUCUUAAGCCCAUACAGUCCAGUUCAGAGUCUCAGAAAGACCUGAGCUUUCCUAGCUGUAAUGGGUACAUGGACAGGACAACACUCCAUCAGAGGACCCACUCAGUUAAGUUGAAUGUAUUUAGGCAUGUGGAAAGAAAAGUGAAGGACCAGGAGAGAAACCUACACUGCCAUGAUGACAACAUCCAAAUGGCAUAUGGACUGCAUUUGGGGGAGAGAUUUAAAUCUAGGAUGUUUAAUUGGUGAAGCAGUAGCACUACACAGUAUGCCACCCCAUGACAUUUCCUAUGAAACUUUAAUUCACCAUGUGGUCAGGUUAUUCAUAUUCCAAUUAAAUUUCAAAGCAAAUCUAUUUUUUUAAUUUGAAAUUUAAGUUAUGUGUUAGUAAUGUGAUGAAGGAACAACAGGCAAUUCUAGUGAAGAAUUAACUGGGAAAAGUGUUGUAUUAGAUGUCAAACAACUUUGGGUGCUACACUUGAAUGUUCACAUUUUUUCUUUUCUUGGACAAAUCAUCUGUCUAUACUUUUAAGCAAAAAUACUAAACAUGAUCCAAAUUGCCAUGCAGUCUUUUUCCCUACUACUUGAUUAUUUUUAUUUUAAAAUUCCAGGGAAAUCAGUUACUUUUGAAAUUCUUGAGUGUUGUAUAAAGCUUUAUUUUUAAAUAGAUGGUAAUUAAUGGCACUUCCCGUUGGCAAAAUAACGUUUUACUAGUAUUGAUGGCAUUUCUAUGAUGUCUACAAAUUUUUAUCACUGUGAUUUGCAGCAGGCCUUAUGUACUGUAUAUAAUAAAAUGCAGACCUAGAAAAACAUUACAUAAAUCCAGUAUUGUUUUUAUUGGCAUGUAUAUGUGUAGAGAGCUAUUAGGCUAAAUAUAUAACACUGAACAGAGCAGAAGGCCAGAGUACACACACUAUAAUCGCCUGGCCACAGUGGGAUUGCACAUGGCUACAAGAGGUCUAAAAUUAGAGUGGUUAAACUUUUUUUCAAAAGUAAGAUCAAUCACUUAGACCUCUUCUUGAUAUGCCUUUGCUUUUAAACUAAAGUGUUUUUAGUGUAGAAUCACACUCUGCCGGCAAGUGAAAGUAUGCAAGUUCUUCUAGCACUUGAGUUAUCUCCAUUUCUCGCCAGAACAAACUCGAAAUUACAGAGCACAUAUCUGUAUUGACUGAUUGCAGUAUGUAUGAUCCAACGCUCAUCAUAGAAUGUUAAUCAUAUUAACACCCUCAUGCUAAAUAUGACUGGAAAAUUGGAGUACCUUUGUGUUUUAAAUAAAUCUAGUAGAUAUGCUAGUUUUUGUACAAUAUGUUUCCUAAGCAUGUAGUUUGAGCAGUUCAAAAGAGCAGUUUAAAAUCUUUUUUCUGAAAAGUUUUCUUGUAGAUUAAGGAAGAGACAUUAUAAGAUAAAGAACAAAUCCUUAAGUAUUUAUUUUACUCUUUAAUUAAUUUAGAUGCAUAUGACAGAUGAUGUAAAUAUUUUAUAAGAUAAAUAUUUUCCAGAAGCUAUCUGUUGUGAUGAAUCUAACAUUUUAAAUAAGCUUAUUGCUUCAAAACUCCUUAAUAUAUUGAUACCUGUAUGUUUUGCCAAUGUGUGUAUACUCAAAUAUUAUACAAUUAAAAAGAUCAAUUCAUCCAU